AUGGCUCUAGGAACUAUCUUUGUGCUGUUAAGUCUAGGAUGGAAUAUACAAUCUGUACUUUUUACUUUUGGUUCUGAACAAGCUUUGAUUACCUCACAUGAUAUUACCACCACGGUACUGAUUUGGCACUGGCCUUUCCAUUAUCCACUGAAUAUCUCAGGAGAUGUUUGCCUUGACCUCUAUAAUAUCAAGAACUGUAGACUGACAGAUAAUAGAGACAUGCUGAAUUUUAGUGAUGUGGUGGUCUUUCACCACAGAGAAUUAAAUAAGAAGGGCCAGUCUAUGCCCACUGACUCUAGGAACCCUGAACAAGUGUGGGUUUGGGCAACUCUAGAGUCUCCAUCCAACACCAAGAACCUUGGCAAAUGGAACAAUACAUUCAACUGGACAUUGACUUACCGAGAAGAUUCAGACAUCUUUGUGCCUUAUGGGCAGUUGGUUCCCAAAUUACACAUGCAAUUUAAUACCUCUGCUAAAACGGGCCUUCUGACCUGGGCUGUUAGUAAUUAUCACCGGACUCAAGAACGGGUUAAAUUCUUCAAGGACUUUUCAAACUACCUCAAUGUGGAUGUGUACGGAAAAGCCAGAAAUAAGCCUCUUUGUUCAUCAUGCCUUCUUCCCACCAUAUCCCAUUACUACUUUUACCUCGCCUUGGAGAAUUCAGUCCAUAAAGACUACAUUACAGAGAAACUUUGGAAAAAUUCCUUCCUAGCUGGGGCAGUCCCUGUAGUGCUUGGCCCACCACGAGAAAACUAUGAGAAAUUUAUACCAGCAGACUCUUUUAUUCAUGUCUCUGACUUUGCAUCAGCCAAGGAUCUAGCUGCAUUUUUAAAGUCAAUGACCAUAGAGCGUUAUGAACAAUACUUCCACUGGCGGCAGGAGUACGGUAUAAAGAUAUACAAUGAUUGGAGGGAGAGAUUUUGUAUGAUCUGUACCAGAUACCCCCAUUUGCCCAAGGACCAAGUCUAUUCUAAUUUGGAAGGCUGGUUUACGGGCAACAGUUAA
Staurois parvus is the source of this 1005-nucleotide messenger RNA. The record is from the annotation of a GenBank genome assembly. NCBI's taxonomy places the organism in Eukaryota, Metazoa, Chordata, Amphibia, Anura, Ranidae.